AACCAGCUCUCCGGCAGAGACUCCAUCUGCAGUCUUAUACACACACAAGUGCAGGAAUCCUGCACGCUCCGCACACCAUUUCUCUGCACAUGCUGGCUCAGGGCUCUUUGCAUACCCUGCCCCUCCUCAGCUCCAUGCUGAUCCUGCUGCUGGCCCUGCUGGCUCCAGCCGCUGUCACUGGCUGCAGCAGGUGCGAGGUUGACAGGCACCUCAUCCUGGCCAAAGUCAAGGCCCAUUUCCUGGAAUUCCUGGGCCCUGUUCCCCAAGGUGAUAAGGUCCAGGUGGGACGAAGAAGAGGGCUCCACAGGCGACAUGCCUCAAGCACAUCGUUUGCUCAGAGGUGGGAGGAAGAGGACACAUCUCAGGUCAUCGUCUUCCCCUUGAAAGAUGUGCCGUGUGUGCCACCUCAACCUGAUGAGCUUCCGGAGGAGGCGGGACUAUUCACAUACAUCUUCCAGCCAUCCACACACACCCUGAGUCGGGUGGUGACCUCGGCCCAGCUGUGGUUCUACACAGGCCCUGUGACUGUGCAGAGCAGCAGCGCCUCAGAAGCAGCAUCCAACAGCUCUGUGCCAGAGGCAGAGGUACUCCAGCUCUCCCCACAAGGCCAGGUCCCUGUGGCUACCGUGGCAGUACCAGCUCCCGAGGGCUGGACCGUCUUCCACUUUGGAACCUCCUUCUUGCCGUACAUCACCCAGAGGAUAUUUGUGCUGUUAGUUCGUUGCCCAAGCUGCCCUUGCGUGGCUGACGCUGCAAAGAUACCCUUCCUCAUGGCAGUCACCAAACCCAAGGGCCACGACCGGUCCCGGCGGUCCUCAGUGCCCUGGUCACCCACAUUUUCCAGCUCACUCCAGCGCCCUUCAGGCGAUCCUGCCCUCCACAUCAACUGUUACCGGGCCUCCAUCAACAUCUCCUUUGAAGAACUCGGAUGGAACAAUUGGAUCGUACACCCCACCAGCUUUGUGUUCCACUAUUGCCACGGGAGCUGCUCGGACGACCAUGUGUUCAGAGGCCACUUCAAAUUGUGCUGUGCCGCCUUGCCGGGCACCAUGAACUCUCUGCGCAUCCGCACCACCUCGGAUGGUGGCUACUCCUUCAAGUAUGAAACAGUGCCCAAAAUACUCAUUCAGGAUUGCGCCUGCAUAUAGCAAGGACUUGGUACCGGAGGAACACCUCUCCUGAAGGGAGGCUGGCCUCUUUUGCCCAGUUCAGAUCACCCUGAGCACCUCAGCAAACACACAUCCUCUCUGGUUGGUCCCAUGACCUAUCCCAUCUGUUGAAGGUGUGCACACUGGGCUUAGUCAUG
This is a messenger RNA of Elgaria multicarinata webbii, 1306 nucleotides long. It is a transcript of the gene INHA, whose product is annotated as inhibin subunit alpha. The coding region runs from base 90 to 1148 and encodes 352 amino acids. Gene Ontology annotation, molecular function: growth factor activity; cytokine activity. Gene Ontology annotation, cellular component: extracellular region. The record is from RefSeq and is a predicted model, not a curated record. The transcript is spliced from 2 exons. NCBI's taxonomy places the organism in Eukaryota, Metazoa, Chordata, Lepidosauria, Squamata, Anguidae.